Molecule: messenger RNA, 3801 nt
Organism: Schistosoma spindalis
Lineage: Eukaryota; Metazoa; Platyhelminthes; Trematoda; Strigeidida; Schistosomatidae
Source: the annotation of a GenBank genome assembly
AUGCCCAUUAAAAGGGGUCAUAUUGCACCACACAACACCUACAUCGUAACUCUUAUUAGAAAUUUUGACUCUCAAUAUGAAAACUUUAUCGUGGCAAAUGCCACACUUCCUUCCAGACCAAUUAUAUACUGUAGUGAUGGUCUUUGUGAGCUUCUUCGAUAUACGAAGGGCCAGCUUAUGCUCAAGUCUUCAGCCCUAUCAAUUUUCUAUGGACCUGAGACUACCGUUGAUUCAAUGGAGACUUUGUUGGCAGCUCUUAAUCAGACUAACGAGACGGAAGUGCUUAUGAACCUCUAUUCCAGAGAUAAUUGCCUUAUAAGCUUCCGCAUUGUUGUAACUCCUGUCCGUGAUGAGACUGGUGGGUUGCCACUCUACCUACUUUUUUUCAGAGAAGAGGUCAGUAACACACAAACCCUCUCGCAAAUGAACAAAGGACCAACUCUGCGCACAAAGUGGCAGCUAAAAUCUUUUCGAGUAAACAAAAGCCCUAACCAUAUGCCGAAAACCCCCAUUCGAACUAACAUAUCAAAAUCUACCAAACCUUCUGUCUUAGACGUGAAAAAGCACUUCAGAGAUAAGAAGUAUGAUACAUCUGAUUUGAAGCUGGGUCCGGUAGGUGAAGGUACUACUAUAACGGAGUCAUUGGCCCGUCCACAAAGCUUAUCUUCAAGCGAUAAGAUCCAAUUUAUUGAAGACUGUCCAACUGAGUCUGUAUCUGGUCAAUCUAAAGAAUGUCGUCCAACUUCCUUAUUUUUACCAAAAAGUCAAGAUGAUUCACUUAAAAGAGAAUCUCUCUCAAAAAUCGAUGUUUCAGAAAGCCAGCAUGAGACUCCUAAAUGCUCUGACAAGUCUAAGCGUAGACCAUCUACAUGGUAUAGAGGUUACGCUGAAGAUGAAAGUCCAGAAAUAAUUCAUGGUUCUUCCAGAAAAAGCCGGCACUUACAUCCAACCAGUGAAGAGUCUGAGGCUCUGCAAUUGGUGCUGAGUAGUCAUGCAGAGCCACCAAAAUCAUCCGUUACUGAGAAAUUUGCUCAAUUUCUAUCUAUGGAUGAAGAUUUACAUGUUGAGCAUCGUUUUCAAUCUCCACGUAUGCAUAAAUUUACACUAAAACAUUAUAGUGUUUUUAAAGCUGUUUGGGAUUGGAUUAUAUUAGCACUUAUUAUCUAUACAGCUAUUUUUACUCCAUAUGUAACUGUUUUUCUUAUGAAUACAGGAAAUAAAUAUGCAAAAUUAAUUUCUUCAGGAAACAUAACAACGACAACACCACCAUCGACAGCGAUCACUUUUGAUAUAAAUCAUAUACAGAAUAAAUCUUCAACAAAUAAUCAUUCUGAAUCAUUAGAUAUUCUUCCUACUGUCCACCCAUCAAUCACUACCUCUUCAUCAUCAUCAUCAUCAUCAUCAUCACCAACAUUAUUAUCUACAGUAGAUAUCUUAGUUGAUGUCAUGUUCAUUAUUGAUAUUUUAAUUAAUUUUCGUACAACUUAUGUGAAUAAAAAUGAUGAAGUUGUUUCACAUCCAAAACGUAUAGCUGCUCAUUAUAUUAAAGGCUGGUUUAUUAUUGAUCUGGUAGCGGCAAUUCCAUUUGAUUUAUUAUUUUUUCGUACAGCUGGUGAUCAACCUACUGCUCUUACAGGUUUAUUAAAAUCAGCUCGUCUUCUACGUUUAGUGGGUAUUGUACGUAAAUUGGAUCGAUAUUCAGAAUAUGGUGCUUCUAUUUUAAUACUAUUAACAGCAUUAUUUGCUUUAAUUGCCCAUUGGUUAGCGUGUAUUUGGUAUGCUAUUGGUAAUGCAGAACAUUUAUAUAGAGAUCCAAAAAUUGGUUGGUUAGAUACAUUAGCUAUACAUACUGAACAAUAUUAUACUGAUCAACCAAAUUCUGGUCCUGAUUUAAAAACAAAAUAUAUCACUGCAUUAUAUUUCACUUUUUCUAGUCUUACAUCAAUUGGUUUCGGUAAUGUUAGUCCUAAUACAAAUGCUGAAAAAGUAUUCUCUAUUAUAGUAAUGUUAGUUGGUUCUUUAAUGUACGCAAGUAUAUUUGGUAAUGUUGGUGCAUUAAUUCAACGUCUUUAUAGUGGUACAGCCAGAUAUCAUGCUCAAAUGUUACGUAUUAAAGAAUUUAUACGUUUUCAUCAAAUUCCAAGUCCAUUACGUCAACGAUUAGAAGAAUAUUCUACACAAGUAUGGGAGCAUACAAAUGGGAUAGAUAUGACAAUGGUUCAGUAUAGUUUUCCAGAAUCAUUACAAUCUGAUAUUUGUCUUUAUGUAUAUCGUCAUUUUUUAAGUGGAUCAGCUGCAUUUAAAUCAUUAAAUGAUGGUUGUCUUCGAAAUAUCUCAUUAAGAAUUCGUUCUUCACAUAUGCCACCAAGUGAUACAUUAGUACAUACUGGUGAUUUACUUACAGCUAUGUAUUAUGUUGUUAAAGGCAGUUUAGAAGUUGUUACAACAGAUGAUAUUAUAUUAGGUGUAUUAAAUCCUGGUGAUUUUUUUGGUGGUCUACCUCCAUUAGCUAGUGUACAAAAAAAUCCUUAUACUGUACAAAUGAAUUCUGGAUGGAAUUAUUGGUCAGAGAAUCAUUUAAAUUAUAUGAUGAAUACAAAUACAAAAUAUAUACAAAUGGAUGAUUAUACAUCUAUGCCUAAUACAACUGGUACUAAUACUAAUACUAAUUGUAAUAAUAAUAAUAAUAAUAAUACUAAUACUACUAAUAAUAAUCAUAAUUCAAAUAGUGUAAUUUAUCAACCAAAUCCACCGCCAAAAUCACGUUUUGCUGUACGUGCAUUAACUUAUGCUGAUGUACAAUUUAUUGAUCGACAUGAUUUAGCUGAAUUAUGUUCUAUUUAUCCAGAAUUAUCAUUAAGAUUAUUAGAACGUUUUGAAUUAACAUUACCAUUAACUAUUUCAUCUGAUACAAAAUCUAUCAAUACUACUAAUAUGGAUCGUUGUUCUACCAUACCAAAUGUUGAAUCUUUUUUGGAUGCAACAUCAUCAUGGCAUAUUGUUUGUUCACUUUUAACUAGUUCAUUAACAUCACCUGAAUUAAUGAAACAUUCAAAUGAUUAUAUGUUCAAUGAAACAUCAUAUCAAAAUAGAUAUUUUGAUAAUCCAUUUAUUGGGAAACCAUUAUGGGAAUUAGAACGUUAUCAACGUUUAUUUGAUCAUGGUGCAUUAUCAUUUCAUUUAACUGGUUAUUCAAAUACUCAAAUUCCUGUAUGUUUUAUUGAUACAUUAUAUAAUAAUAAUAAUAAUAAUAAUAAUAAUAAUAAUAAUAAUAAUAAUAAUAAUACUUCAGGUGUUACUGUACCGUCCACACAUCAACAUCAUCCAGUUGCACGUAAAUCAGAAUCAUUUACUAUGUGUUCAACGCAUUCAUCUGAACAAAAUCAUUCAUUACCUAUUACACCUGUAACAAAUACACAAACAUUACAUGAACGUCGAAUGCGUAUGCGAUUAGCGCGUAAUCUUCCAACUAGACAACAUCAACAAGUAUCACAUUCAACAAUACCAUCAGUUUUAGUGCCUCCUAUUUCUUCUUCUUCUUGUUCUUCUGUUUCAAAUCUUCCAGUUAAAUCCUCUGAUAAAAAUCGCAUGAUUCAUUCAUCUGUGAUAUAUCCACCGACAACUUUACGUGAUUUGAAUCAUUUAAAUGAAGAGAAAGAAAUUAUUGAUUUGCUUGUGAAGCGUUUUGCUAAUGUAGAAAAACAAAUUGAGAAUCUUGAUAUUCGUAUUUCACAAUCAGUUACUACUAUUUUACAACAAUUAGAAAUGAAAGUAACAAAGCAUCGAUCAAUUCCAAUGUGA